Molecule: messenger RNA, 9424 nt
Organism: Amphiprion ocellaris (clown anemonefish)
Lineage: Eukaryota; Metazoa; Chordata; Actinopteri; Pomacentridae
Gene: gpr158a
Product: G protein-coupled receptor 158a
Exons: 12
Coding region: 1-4089 (1362 amino acids)
Biological process (GO): G protein-coupled receptor signaling pathway
Cellular component (GO): membrane
Molecular function (GO): G protein-coupled receptor activity
Source: RefSeq, a predicted model, not a curated record
AUGGGAAGGGACAUGGCUGUUUUCCGGCUGUCGUUGCUGCUGCAAGUGGGAUUUGUGAUCGGAUCGAACCACAAAUGGUCAGAAAUCGGUGCACGGGAGGAGAUCAGCGGCGCUCAGACGCACCACCGUCGGCAGCUGGCGCAUCUCCGUGCGCCUCAUCCACCUCCUCCUCCCGGGGAGACGGCGGCGGCGGUGUCGGAGCUGCCGCAGAAAAUCGAGGAGCUUCUCCCACGGGUGGUCACGGCUUUCCUGCACACGGGGGACUCGAGCACCUUAAAGCACGCCAACUGCUCGCGGAAGUACGAGCUCACCUCUCUGCGGGGAAGGUCACACGCAGCCCCGCAUCGCUCCAUGGGCAGCGUGCUGGAUACGGUGCUGCACGCCACAAACUUCCUCAACAUGAUCCUGCAAGCCAACAGGUCCAGGGAGCAGAGCCUGAGGCGAGACAUGGAGUGGUACCAUGCCUUGGUCAGGAGCAUCCUGGAGGGAGACGCCAAGAUCCACCGGGCGGUCGUGACUUUUAGCGGGGAUGCGUCCUUCGCGGGGCCCUGGGUGCUUCUCCAAGCCACCAGAGCCGGCGGGGAGAUCGUCCUCCAGGAUCUGUCAAGCGUGGCCCGCCACCAUCUGCACAACCGCACCGCAGACACGGAGUGGUACCACGAGAUGAAAGACAAGAAGAGCCCCAGCUUCCAUAAGAGGGUGCUGAGCCAAGACCUCAAAUCGGUGGACAAUUCCCUGAGAAGAGGGGAGAGUUUUAUCCCGGACAAGACGCAUGUGAAGUGGUCUGCACCCUACCUGGAGUGUGAGAAUGGGAAUUUUGUCCCACGUUGGCUUUUGACCCUUUCGGCUGCCUUCUAUGGCCUCAAGUCCAACCUGGCUCCUGAAUUCAGGGGCGUGGUGCGAGUGGACAUUAAUCUGCAGGAUGUUGAUAUCGACCAGUGCUCCAGUGACGGCUGGUUUGCUGGAACCCAUCGAUGCAACCUGACCACUAUGGAGUGUUUGCCGAUCCGUGGUCAUGGGUUCGUCUUAGACAAGUACAAGUGCCACUGCAAGAAGGGAUUCUUCCACCCCAACAGAGUGGCUGUCAAUGGAUUUACACGGAUGGGGAGGAAGGGAAAAGCUGCAGACAGCGGCCCCAAUGCAGACGAAGGUUCUUCCAGCGACUGCCUGCCCUGCCAGCAGGGCUGCGCUUACUGCAAAGACGACACUCCAUGUGUGGCGAGGGAAGACGGAGCUCUGCGAAUGGCCGUCCUCUCCUUCCAGUGCCUCUGCAUCCUCAUCGUCUUCAUCAGCAUGGUGCUCAUAUACCACUUUCGCAGGAAUAAGAGCAUCAGAGCAUCAGGUCUCGUCCUGCUGGAGGCCAUCCUGUGUGGAGCUCUGCUUCUCUACUUUCCGGUUGGGAUUCUGUACUUCCAGCCGAGCGUUUUCCGCUGCAUCCUGCUGCGUUGGGUUCGACUGCUGGGUUUUGCCACCGUCUACGGGACGCUGACUCUUAAGUUGUACAGGGUGCUGAAGGUGUUCCUGUCCCGUACGGCCCAGAGGAUCCCCUACAUGACCAGCUGGCGAGUGUUGCGGCUGCUGGGCAUCAUCCUGCUCAUCGUGUGCUGGUUCCUGGUGGCUUGGACAUCCGCCGUCUGUCAGAACCCGGACCGCAAGUCGGCUCUAAUCGACGUGGGCUACACCCCCGACGCUCUGCAGUUCAGCAUGUGCCUGCUGGAUCGCUGGGACUACAUGAUGGCCGUCGCUGAGUUCCUCUUCCUGCUGUGGGCAGUGUACCUGUGCUACGCCGUGAGGACGGUGCCGUCGGCCUUCCACGAGCCUCGCUACAUGGCCAUCGCUGUUCACAACGAGCUCGUUCUGUCGGCUAUAUUCUACGUCAUCAGGUUCACUCUCGCCCCUGAGCUUCAUCCAGACUGGAUGCUGCUGCUGUUCUUCACCCACACUCACCUGACUGUAACAGUUACAUUGGGUCUACUACUUAUUCCCAAGUUCCUGUUUGCUGGCACCCAUAUGAGAGAUGAUAUUGCCUCUGAGGCGUACGAGGAUGAGCUGGACAUGGGUCGUUCUGGGUCUUACCUCAACAGCAGCAUAACAUCGGCAUGGAGCGAGCACAGCCUGGACCCUGAGGACAUUCGGACACCAGACGAAAUGGGCCAUCUCAGUUCUAUUAAUGGCUGUGGCGUAAGAUCUUGCGACAGUCUUUGGGAAAAACGUACCAACGAAGAGCUAAAGAAACUGUACUCCCAGUUGGAGAUUUACAAGAGGAAGAAGAUGCUGGCAAACAACCCUCAUCUGCAGAAAAAGCGUAGCUCUAAGAAGGGACUGGGUCGUUCCCUGAUGAGGCGCAUCACCGAGAUUCCCGAAUCCGUGCAUCGCCAGUGCAGCCGGGAAGACAAGGAGGCAGGGGAGCAUGGCAGCAAUCGUAACAGCAUCUGCAUGUUGAAGAAGAACCCUUUAGAUCAGACUCACGCCACCAAACCAGCUAAGGAGGAGACACUGAAGAACAAGGUUUUCUCCCUGAAGAAGUCCCACAGUAGCUAUGACCAUGUCCGAGACCAGAGUGAAGACUCCAACAGCUCAAUGACAGACAAGAUGGAGGUGACCCCAGCUGAAGGAUCUCUUCUGGAUACACUAAUGGGCAAGAAGCUGGUCAAGAAGAAGUCCAGUGAGAAUAUAAAUGCCGCCAGUGAAUCAACAGAAUCAGUUCCUUUGGUCUGCAAGUCAGCCAGCGCCCAUAACCUCACUGCAGACAAGAAACCAAUUCAUCCCAGAGCCUCCAUGCUGCAGAAGUCCCUCAGUGUCAUCGCCAGUGCCAAAGAGAAGACUUUGGGCUUGACUGGAAAGACCCAGAGCACGGAGGACAGCAAUAAGAAGAGUCAGCCAAAGAGCAAAGACACAAGGCCAAAUGUGGAACCAGAGAACGAGACUCAACCCAAGAUGAUUAUCAGUCAGUCGGUUGAGUACAAACAAAGCACCGCAAAAGGCAGGAUCAUUAAACAGCCAGUAAGUGGCAGCCAGCCCACAAUCUGCUCCGAUCCAAUCAAGGGAAAGGACCUGUAUGACCUCUCAGAAGUGUGCCCCUGGGAAGUGGAAGAUCUCCCAACUCCGUCUGAAAACAAGGUGCAAAAGCAUGUGUCUAUAGCACCAAAGGAAACCACGACAGUUCACGGAGGGAGCACCAAAGGAGGCAAAUCCCAGCAGCAGAAGCAGAAGGCUGCAGAUCAAUCUCCAUCAGGUGGCAGGCACUCCAAAGAGAUUCAGAGGACAACAGCUGUUCGAGCAGAGGUAUGUCCAUGGGAGAAGGGAGGUGACAGUCAAGCCAGUCAAGUGGAAGGGUCAAAGCAACCAUUAUCCAGUCAUUCGAAGGCCCAACAGCCUCAUCCUGCAGUAGAAAGCUCCAAAACACAUCAAGCAGAUGUUUGUCCAUGGGAAUUUGAAGAGCCACAAAAGACAACAGAGUUAGCUCGCUCAGCCGAUAUGACAAAGCAGAAAAAGGGCACCUCUCCAGUGGAAGCAAGAGGGAGAAGCGCCCUUUCAGAUCCACCCAAAGCGGGAGCAUCACUUCAGCUACCAACAUCAAAAGCUGACGUCUGUCCCUGGGACUUCGACAGCACUGCAGUAUCCCCAACUUCUGAGAGGACGCCGAGUCCCUCGCAAGCAUCCAAAACCAAGGAAUCCCCUUCAAAAAAGAAAGGCACCCCUGCCACAAGAACAGUUGAGAAGGAGAAAUCAAAAGACACUGACGAUGAGAAAAGUAGAACAAAAGCUAAGGACAAGAGUAAAUCUUCAGAGAAACACGUGAGCCAACAAAAAAUGGCUGAGGUUUGCCCGUGGGAUGUGGAGAGUCAUCAGGAGGUGCCGCUGGUAGAAAAAAGAAAAAGCGCUAACGUUGGAGCAGCCAAAGCAAAGCCGGCUGAAGUGUGUCCGUGGGAUUAUGAGGAUACGUCAGAUAAAAAAGGUACAGACAAAAGUGCUCCUGUAGUGAAACAGAGCAACCCAAAUUCUAAAGGUGGGGCUGCAAGUGCUGCAAAAAAGGCAGAUGUUUGUCCCUGGGACUUUGAGGAUAGCACAUCAAGCAAGAAGGCAUGACACCCAACCUUAAUGGACCACUGAAAUUAUAGUUAUUGAUGUAUACUUUUUUUCACUUUGAAAUCAUUAAAUAUUACCUUUUACUAUUAGUACGGUGACUUGGAAGCAAAGUUGAUCAAGUUCCACAAGUUGCCUUCCUUUCUGAGGUUUUGUUCCUGUUUUACCUAUUUUGGAAAUAAGUAAAAUGUACAAAAAACCUAAACAAAGUCAUGAUGAGCAUUCCAGAUUAUUACAGGAAAAUCCUGAAGAUAAAUCGUUUUCUACUUAUGCAACUUUUAAUUCAGCCUUUUCACUCCAUUAGCAAUGCUGAACAUCUGCGUUCAUCACGUCAACAGUUCUUACUUUUUGUUUUGCUUCGUCAGUUCUUGGACCAGGAUACGACAUGAGAGUCGAGAUGUAGAGAAAAAUAAUGUUUGUGAAGACGAAGGAUGACAUUAAGGUUGAAGUACAAAACAGUAAAAGUGAAAGCCAAAGAAUAAGAGAACAUUUGCAAAGAAGGAUGUUAGUCUUGAAGCUGUAAAGUUAAUUUAUUAGUUUGUGUCUUUGGCACCGAGGGAUGAAAAUCAGUCUAUAGCACUUUAGCCAACUCCAUAAAUUUACAAGCGAGGACAGAAAAAAUGGACAAGAAGAACUCUGUCUUCUGACUUUGUCCUUCUUGUACAUUCUGUCCUCUUCGUUUCAACCUCAUGGCUUGAUAUCACACCGGAUAUCACGCACUGACCAAACUCAGACCAGUUCUUUGUUUAGAUCUAUUUAAUUGUAGUUCUCUGCAGAUUCAAAUGCUUCCAAGUCUGCAGAGAUGUACUGUAUGUGCCUAACUAACUAGCAUUGUCUUGUAUCAGUCUGAAGGGAAACAAGUGGCUUCUUCUUCAGCAUUUUGUGACGGUGAAAUUAUAUAAACAGCAUGCACAGCCAGGUAUCGAGAGUACCCUGCCGGUUUGUCAACUAAAGCAGGUAAUGUGUUGACAGAUAUAUAAUGUUGUUUUUAGUUUUUGAAUACCAGAGACACUCAUGUUUCCUGCUUUCAUGUGUCCAAAAGCUUAAGGGAUGGUGAAGAUUAUACGAGAGCAGCAUCAUCAUGAAUGUGUGUCAGAAUGGCUCGUGUUGUUAACAUAUAUAUUUUAAAAAAGUAGGGAUGGAAAAUUACAGAGGGAAAUAAUUUGCACCAGCUUUGUUUAUGAAUCCAGCAUGUGUGUGUACAUGUGUGUCUGUGGACACAAUAUCAUCAAUUUAAUAGGAAAAAUGUGACGCAGUAACCUGAAAAUUUACACAUGAUCAAGUCCUGCCUUCCUGUUUACAUCCUACUGCCUCAAUAAAUGCAAAAAACAGUCAAGCAAGUAAGCAACUCUAUUUAACAAUAACCAAUGAAAGAAUUCUGGUUAAUUAAAACCUGGGUUUUAUUUUAUAGUUUUGGAUGUCAGGAUUUAUCACACAGGUUUUAACCUCCAGGUUAGCUCAAGUUUUUUGGAAGCGAAUAGUAGAAUCAUUACCCAAUCUGUCUUUUCUAAGCAUCCAUCACAGUUCAAAAGCUUCUUCCCGUAUCUGUGCAAUUAUCUAUUAUUGUAGCUGAUCUUGAUCUUUAGUCUGAGCUGUAAUUUACUUUCAUUUAAUUUAUUCGGCCUGACAGAAUGCUUGUUGGGAAGAGAGCUUAUAUUUUUCCAUUUUCUGCUGGGGAAACGUUGAUAGAUGCAACGUUUUCCCCAAGAAAUUAGCUAAUUUAAGCGUUGUUGUGUCUUAACCUUGACGUAUAACAACUUGGGCAACUUUGCCAGCCAUUUUUAUACCCAUCACUCUGGCAUUUUUCAUGGAUGUGGCUAUUUUGCUGGCUCUUGGAAGAUCUCUUUGUUAAUCUUAAUUUAUAUUUCUGCAGUGAAUCUAUGCCAUCAUCUGAUGGGCACUGCCCCAAAAAUGUAACCACAUGUUGCAGAGACGCAGAGCCUAUCAAUUGUGAUUGAUCUGCUUGGUAGUAAUAUGCUGUGUUUACAAGGCAUAUUGAUUUGCAAUUGUUAACCCUCCUGUUGUCUUCAUUUACGGGCACCAAAAAGUAUUGUUUCCUUGUCUGAAAAAAAUCAAAAAUUCAGCAAAAAAAUUACCCAAAUUUCAGAAAAUUUGCAAAACCUUCAGGAAGAAAAUUCCAUUAAUUCCUGAAAAGAUUCCCUUAAAAGUUUUAUUUAAAAAAAAAAAAAAACAAUCCCCCAAAUUUGGCAAGAAAAUUCUAAGAAAUAUUUUCAAAAAAUGAGUAAAAAUCUUCCAAAAAAAAAAUCCUAAAAAUAUUUAAAGUGUUUAUAUAUAUACCAGUAAAACUGCUAAUAUUUUCUUUAAGAACAUUCACAAAAAAAUCUACCAAAAUCCAGUGAAAUUUGCUGGAUUUUGGUAGAUUUUUUAAAUGAAUGUUCCUAAGAAACAUUUUUUUUCCACCAAAAAGUUUUCAAAAAUUUCCCAAAAAUCUUGAAAAUGUGGACAUCAGAAGUUUCACUGUAAAAAUCUAUUUUUUUUUCCACAUUUUCAAACUUUAAAACGGGUCAAUUUGACCCACAGGACGACAGGAGGGUUAAAUGAAACAAUAUGUAAUUUGUAGUAGGCUGUAAAUGAAUGCAUAAUGUUCUACUAAACUCAGUUGGUUCCAACAUCAAGUAACUUUUCUUCAGCAUUUAUCGGCUCCACCUCCAGUCUGCUCCAUUGUUUUGUUCACAGUAGCAUAGAAACCCGACUUCUAACUAGCGUUUAUGUGGUGUAAUUGUUCAGCCAUGCAGACACACCAGAACACAAGUAAAAAUGCUGACAGGCCACUGCUUGUUUAGGAUAUAACACAGGCAUUGCAUAUUUUUAACACAGGGGUAUAAAGCGAGAUUUAAGGUGCUUCCACAGCUGGUAUGCUACACUAUACUCAAGUAUGUCAGAACCCAGAAAUAUGCUUAGGUGAGGUGCACAUCAGGUAUUAAAGCUUUCCCCUCAGAGACCUGCACAUACAUGCAGAUCCCCCAUACUUAUAUCAGAUUUCUUGCAUGAAAAAUUAGGUUUGAAAACAGGAAAACGUAUCGGGUGUCCUCCUAAGCAGCAUUAAUGUGAAGUGUUGCUCCAUUGUAAAGUUAGCUGUUAGCUCCUCAUUCCUAAUGUGAAUUGCUUUCUUUACAACCUUAUUUCUAGGUUAUAGCACUUCCAUUGGUGACUACAGUGUAAUCAUAACUGAUAGAAAUAGUGGCCAUAAUGGCCAAAAUUAAACCCAGGCUUAUAAUUAACCAGAUUUAUCAUUUAACAUAUUCAAAUAAUAUAAUUUAACAUGAUAUAACCGAUGGUGUUCUGAAUUAUCAAAGGUUAAACACUGUGUUGCUGCCAUCAGUUUUUCUUUGUGUCUCUGCAUUUAAAGUUCUUCUCCGUUUAAUGCAAAGUAGGCUGAAGCCCAGCUGAUUAAUCAAACAAAUAAUUUCAGAAUCAGGCUGAGCAUUGUGGUUACAAAUUCAUAAUCUGACUAAAUUUAUUGAGGAUAUUCCAGUGUUUCUGUCUAAAUAUUCAACAUGCAUUAUCCAUCCUGGCAUUUAAAAGAAAAAAAUCUCCCUCGUAUAUUUAAGAGUAACUGUUGAAAAACUGACAAUAUUUGAAGUCAUGUGAGGAAAACUAUGUAUCAGUAUAGCAUCUGCAGUGCUUUAUGGUAUCUUGUGAAAAUUCCUGAAUGUCGUCACUGAUUGUAACUAUCUGUAUUCGCUGUCGACGUCCUCAUGACAAAAAUAUCCGAGCUCUGUGGGGGUCUUUACUGAUUGUGAUUAAAAACCAGUGCUUGUCAGUGAGAUCUUGAUUAAACACAACUGCUAGAUUUCUGUUGGCGCAGCUCCACUGAAAACAAUCCAGCGGCAAAUAUUUGUGUCCGAUUUUGUCCACAUCUCUAGAAACAUCUCAUAUUUGCCUUUGUCUGCUGAGAAAUUGCCUCCGCUGCCGACCUGUCCUCUGGAAUCUUUCAGACGUGGGGUGUUUGCCUUUACGGCGUGAGAUUAGUCAUCACCUCUGCUUUAUGAGCUCCUCCAGGAAUGGUGUCUGAGAACAGCUGUCACCGUGCACAGAUUGAUUGUAAUGCUUUGAUGGAUCUAUAUGAUAUUUAUGAACCAGAUGUUAGGCGUCAUCCAUCAUCUGCAUUGUGGUAGCAAACGCAGGAUCCUAUUAAACGGAGGAAUCCUGACCCCUCCUAACGACAGCAGCGACAUUUCAAAACCCCCUUUUUCUUUUUUCUUUUUUUUUUUUUAAAAACUGACUUUAAAGUCACUGCCGUAUCUGAUUUUACUGCCCUGGGUGAUAGAUAACAUGCUGCCUCUUUAUGGUCCCUGUAGGAAAGAUCUUUUAAACGACGAGCUGUGUCUGGUUUCAUGCUAAUUAUUUUGGAGCGCGUAUGAUUUUGAUAAAAAUUCAAUCCAUUUGUUCAAAUAAGAACCAAAACGAGCAAUAUUUUAUGGCAUCUUUGAGCAAAGAAGGUAUUUUUGUGGUGUCAAAACACAUUUUUAUUGAUUUAUAUUUAUUUUAAACUAGAAAUUUAAGAUAAAAUUAAGCAGAAAAAUGCGAUCAGUGCAUUACCCCAGCGUUAAACUAAGGAGUGUGUUACAUUCUUGCAUAACAGUGGAUCUACUCUUAAUUUGCUUAAAUUCAGACUGCGUGCUUGCCGUAGGACUCCUCAGUUCAGUUCAGUCCAUAGCUGUCUGUGUAUUAAAUUGUGCAACACAUAACCAGUGUCUGUUACUGUCUGUUUCUCUGGAGAUUAUCAUUGUAAUUUAACCUUCAUCAUCAGUGAAUCGGUGGAAGUUCCAACCUCAGCCGUUUACUUGGGUGUGCAAAAUCGAGACCAUUGUUCUUGUACCAUCUUGACAUAGACGAUACCGUGUCCUGUAGCUUUUCUUGUCCACCAGUUCGGGUCUUUGCCAUGGUGCGUUCCGUUGGCUAGCUGCUUUCAUUUCAAACCUGACUUCUAUUCUCUCUCUUGUGACCAAACCAAGUCACACGAUGGCAAAUACAAACUACUACUAUUGCUACUACUACUAUUCAAUGCUGUAACGUCGUAAAUCUUGCUCUUGUGGCUUCUGCAUGAAUUCAAGAAAUUAGUAGGACCGAUGUUUCACUGCCCUUGAUAGAACAAAAAAGAAAAAAAAUUGAUCUUUUAUGGACUGUUACAAGUUGUAUAGUGAGUGAUACUGUCCCUAACCCACUGUAUUAUGUGCUUGUUAUAACUAUUGCUCUAUGACAAGCUUAUAGCAUCAAUAUAUGGGAAUAUUUGGUAGAUUUAUAUUGUGUUAUAUUGUGAUAGCAUGUACAUAAAAGAUACCUCCUCUGCAAUAAAUAUUUAUAUGAAAAUGAA